Molecule: messenger RNA, 989 nt
Organism: Symbiodinium pilosum
Lineage: Eukaryota; Dinophyceae; Suessiales; Symbiodiniaceae
Source: the annotation of a GenBank genome assembly
GGUUGCCCGAAGCAACCAUUACGAUCUUGAUAGGGAAGAACAUCAAAACGCUUGCGCGCUUGGCCUUCAGCGUGGGUCAGCCAGGAGAGACGCCAACGGACACAGCGUUGACUAAUCUGGUACAAGAUGGCGGAAACGCAGUGCCUGUUUCGACAUUGUCGUCGGUUCGACGGCUUGUGUUCGAAGCCCAAACUCUCAUGGUGAGCCAAGUAAAAUCACUAGUGGAGCACAAGGCUGAUGAAGCCAAGACUGAGUUGGCCCCAGCUGAACGAGCAGAGCGAAUCAAAAAGCAAGCAGCUCGCCUUUCUGGAGUGCCACUUCGGGGGGAGAAUGAGUGCGCUUAUCAGUCAUAUGACACAGUCAUGAAGAUGUGCCAGGAGAACGUGGUGUCAUACCUGCCGCCGAAUAAAUUUCCCUCGCGUAGGGAGGAGCUGAAGCAAGAAAAACCCAAGAAAGAAUUGGAUGUCGUAAAUCCCAAGGUCCUCUUGCGUGACCAAGAGCAAACGCUUCAGUGCCUGGCCGUUAGCAUCCUGCUGGAGGCCGAUCGGGCGGCAUGGCUCCGAUUGGCGGAGAAGUUGCCUGAUGGAAUCAAGAGAACCGGUGCUGGGGCCUGUCCCAUGGACAUUCACCUCCCUUCCAUGCAGACAGAUCCCCUCAGUCGCAGCAGCAAGGGCAGAAGCGUGCUCCAGAUGACAUUCCAAACCAGCCAUGGCCAAAGGUUCCCCGAGGCCCAGGUAAAGGCAAAGAUGCCCGAUUCUCUGGUAGGCAAAUGGUCCACAACUAAGCGUGGGGUGCCAAUCUGGUGGAUGUUCAACACAGCAGAAGGAUGUCCGCGCGCCUCAGCCGGGGGACGAUGUGCCCGAGGCAUGCAUUUGUGCGCCGAGCCAAACUGCCAGAAGAACCACAGCCUUGUGGAUCAUAAGUCACAAAACCCCAUCGCCCGUGUGAACCCUUGGAUCCGCCGGCAUGCCUUUGACAGGCGACCUUGA